Hemibagrus wyckioides is the source of this 3341-nucleotide messenger RNA. It is a transcript of the gene golph3b, whose product is annotated as golgi phosphoprotein 3b. Gene Ontology annotation, molecular function: phosphatidylinositol-4-phosphate binding. The coding region runs from base 201 to 1085 and encodes 294 amino acids. The record is from RefSeq and is a predicted model, not a curated record. Gene Ontology annotation, biological process: retrograde vesicle-mediated transport, Golgi to endoplasmic reticulum; Golgi to plasma membrane protein transport; Golgi vesicle budding. Gene Ontology annotation, cellular component: trans-Golgi network; Golgi cisterna; cytosol. The transcript is spliced from 4 exons. Lineage: Eukaryota; Metazoa; Chordata; Actinopteri; Siluriformes; Bagridae.
UCACCCUCGCCAUAUUGAAUCAGGAAAUCGAGGCUCGAGAGCCGGAUGCAUGUAAACAUCCACGUCAACAGGCAGCUGUUAGUUCAGAAACGAGGAUAAAAAUUUUUUAUUUUUCCUUUUCCGACUCAAACCGAUGUGUUAUUAAAGCAGCUCUGCCGCGACGUGUUGGCGAUCGGAAUACCGGACUGUGAGUGGGAAUAAUGACUACCCUGACGCAGAGGAGCACCUCGGGCCUGGUGCAGCGGCGGACCGAGGCCUCGCGUAACGCCGCCGCCGACAGAGAGAAGCCCUGCGACGAGGACGAGCACGAAGAGCGCCGCGGGGACGAGGACGAGGACGAGCGGGGAGACUCGAAGGAGACGCGGCUGACCCUGAUGGAGGAAGUGCUGCUCUUAGGACUGAAAGACAGAGAGGGUUACACAUCAUUCUGGAACGACUGCAUAUCUUCAGGUCUGAGAGGCUGCAUGCUGAUUGAGCUCAGCCUCCGAGGACGACUGCAGCUCGAACCUUGCGGCUUGAGGAGGAAAAGUCUGCUGGCUAGAAAGGUGCUGUGUAAAUCGGAUGCCCCCACAGGAGAUGUGCUGCUAGACGAGGCUCUGAAACACGUGAAGGAAACGCAGCCUCCUGAGACGGUGCAGAACUGGAUAGAGCUGCUGAGUGGAGAGACAUGGAAUCCAAUGAAACUCCACUACCAACUUCGCAACGUUCGUGAGCGUCUGGCAAAGAACCUGGUUGAGAAGGGUGUCCUGAGCACAGAGAAGCAGAACUUCCUGCUGUUCGACAUGACCACGCACCCGCUGAGCAACGACACGGUGAAGCAGCGCCUGGUCAAGAAGCUCCAGGAAGCCAUGCUCGACAAGUGGGUGAGGGAGCCGCAGCGCAUGGACAAGCGUCUCCUCGCGCUCAUCCUCCUUGCACACUCCUCUGAUGUGCUGGAGAACGCUUUCUCACCGCUGCAGGACGAGCAGUACGAGCUGGCCACGAAGCGCCUACGCUCGCUGCUCGAGCUCGAACCAGAGACCGAAGCAUCCAGAUCCGGUGCCAACGAGCUGCUCUGGGCCGUCGUGGCCGCUUUCACCAAAUGAGAAUGGAAGAGAUGGAAAGAAUGGGAGAAAGUGGACUUUAUAUUUGAUUAACCUGUUAGAGAGAACAAGAUUGUGGCUACUUGCACCAGAUGAAAGGGAAUGAGAAAAGACUUUUUAGCUCAUAACCCCUGGAUUUAUAGCUUGGGUUAUACUGGACUAUACUGGAGGUGGUGGGAUGAUAAUAAUGGUGGAAUUCCUGAUAAUGAAGAAAAUGAUUAUUCUAAUGAUAAUGAUGAAGAUGAUCAUAGUACUGUUUCUCAAUGAAACCAACCUUCCCGUCUUGGAGACUUUGUGUAGUUGUGAUCAGAAAAUAAUGUUUCUCUGAGAGAUUUCCACUAAAAUCUCGGCCAGAAGCUCUUCUAUCCGGUUUACGAAAUCACUGCCCUCAUUUCCACCUUACAAUAAAACAUGGGUUAGGUGAAGAAAAUUGCACAACCUUCCUUUACCAAAAACAAACAUAGUUUACACUUGGGCUGUGGGCCAAGUAUGUCUAACAGGUAAUAGAAAUCCAGUUUAACGAGUACUUUUCCAUAACAAUAUGGUCAGAUGUUGAAGAUGUCAUAGCUGAGCAAUCAAACCACAUUUGGCUAAAGUUUAAAUUUAGGGAUUUUUUUUUGUCACCUUAUAGCAUUAUUAUUUGAUCUGUAUAUGGAUAUUGAUUGUCCUUCGUUCAUUGUUUCUCAGACUCCCUAACUUUGACUUGACCCAGUCGUGCUCUGGCAGAGAUCCGGUCCCUGUGUCCUUCAGAGAAACCGUCAGCUUUUGUCCCUUGUAUUUUUAUUUAGCGCAUUAGAUCUUGAUUCUCACGAAGUUUCAGUGUAAAAAAAAAAAAAAAAAAAAAUCAAUCAUUUUUAAUUAAAAAAAAAAUUAUUUUCUUAAUUUUAUUAGAGAUUCACUGUUGGCUUGAUCGCUGCAAGAACUUCGGUGUUGGCUUCGUAUGGAAUGACGUUAUUCAGGCAAAUUUUUAGCGUUUUUUUUCCCCCUCAUUUUCAAUUUUUUCUAUUUUCAAUUUUCAACCUACAUGAUUCAGGGUUUCCCUGAGAAGGGAGAGAGAGAGAGAGAGAGAGAGAGAGAGAGUCUGUUUGCAAUGCACAUGAGUGACUUAAUGCACAUCAUAUGUAUUUCUGAACUCGACAAUAUUUGCACACUUCUUAAAGCAGCCUAGCUGUUUAUUUUUUUCUUCUGUCCAGCAGAUGGCAGUGUAACUCUGAGCCAUUUUGCUUUUUUCCACAGCUCUGCAAAACGUGUUGUUUGAGUAGUCCACUUCCCCUCACUUAGAAGCACUAAAUGAAUAGCAUCACUAACACAGAGCGCACACUUACAGAUCAAGAGGAAGACCCACGUAGGGUUUAGUGGGAGUGGGUUUGCGGAGUAAAUUACGUUUCUCUCUAUCAGAUACGUUUAACGUAUUUCUUGCGUUCUGUAUGCUGUUGAGAUAAUCUUCAUAAAACAGCUUUAAAAUGAAAAGUGCAUCGGAUUUGAGAACUUUCUAGUGAGGUCGCCCCCUAAGGAACCAGACUUGAGGCUCACGAAGAAAUGAAAAGGCCUUCAAGAUGUUCAAGAAGAGCGUUCACUGUAAAAAAAAAAAACAGGCCAGGAAGGUAGUUUUAUUAUCAGUUAUUUAAAGUAAAAAAAGUUCAAGGCUGUAACUAGUAAUGGGGGGUGGAGGUUGGGGGGGGGUCCACUAAUUUCUACUCACAAUCUCAGACACACUAACAAAACUCGCAGUAUGAAACCAUUUUAACUCCUGACCUUGUCCUAUGAAAGGGUUUUCUAAAAAAGAAAAAGUGGAUUAAAAGCCGUUAUACUUUUUAUUCUGGUCUAGUACUGUUUAUAAUAUGAUUUCAGAAUGUCCAGAUUUGUCUGUAUUUCAGUCAAUCUUUCUGUUCUGAUUGGGUUCUUUAUUAGGAUGAACCAAUUUAAUACACAGCACGACUAUUGGACCAAAAAAAAAAAACCCUAUUGGACCUUGAAUCACUGGAUCAUUAUCAAAUUUGUCAAAUUUUCUGGUCUUGUCUUGUCCAGCUUGACUGGACACUAGCAACCAGGAUGUCCUCACAGCAACACGCUUUCUGUGAAAUGAGAACAUAAGAUCAGUUCAUCCCUAGUUCUUUCUUAGUCAUUUCCCCCUUACUGUGAAUGAGAAAGUUUGAUUGUUGACCUGCUGUUAGUUAACUACUGUGUAGAAGUAGUGCUGCGGUGAGAGGAAACUGUGGAUUUGUACACAUGCUUUUUACCUUGUAAUAAAAGGAUGAU